Molecule: messenger RNA, 876 nt
Organism: Fusarium graminearum PH-1
Lineage: Eukaryota; Fungi; Ascomycota; Sordariomycetes; Hypocreales; Nectriaceae
Exons: 3
Coding region: 1-876 (291 amino acids)
Cellular component (GO): membrane
Source: RefSeq, a predicted model, not a curated record
AUGGAUCUUGUCGCACGCAUUGACACUACUGCUGACGGGAAGCUGGAUUUCAAGUUGUACCGCUACACUCCAUCGCUACCCGGCGCCAUCGUUACAACUGUAGUUUUUGGUAUCCUGUCAUGUCUUCAUAUCUGGCGCUUCAGCAGAGCUCGAGCCUGGUACUUUAUUCCUUUUACAGUCGGUGGCGUCUCCUUAGAGGACGGAACAGAGAAAGGCGAUCCCCGAAUCGUAUCCCAUAAUAACAAGGAGUCGGUACCUGCUUACAGCGUCCAAGCUAUCCUGAUUCUUGUUGCGCCCGCCCUUUUCGCUGCCUCGAUUUACAUGAUUCUCGGUCGAAUCAUUAUUUCCCUCCGCGCACAGCACCUGUCACUUAUCCCCGUUCGUUGGUUGACAAAACUCUUCGUUUGCGGUGACAUGGUUUCAUUUUCUCUGCAAGCAGCUGGAGGCGGCAUUCAGGCCUCUGGCACUAUCAAGGCAUAUGAUCUAGGAGAGAAGAUUAUCAUUGUCGGGUUAUUUAUUCAAAUCGUCGUGUUUGGUUUUUUUGUUCUUACCUCAACGCUCUUCCACCGGCGUUGUAAAAAGAACCCGACACUAGCGGUUAGGCAACUUGCCUUCCCAUGGAAGCUUGACCUCGCGGUCUUGUAUACUGUCAGUAUCAUUAUCCUUGUUCGAAGCAUUUUCCGUGUCAUAGAAUAUCUGCAGGGUAACGAUGGCUACCUUAUCUCUCAUGAAGUCUUUCUCUACAUCUUUGAUGCUAUCUUGAUGGCGAUUGUUAUGGUUGUCUUUCUUAUAUGGUAUGUGGACCAUCUGCGGUACAAGGACGAAGACGGCUAUAAGCUUGAGAACUGUGGUGUUGACCAGACUAUGUCUGGUUAA